Messenger RNA from Seminavis robusta, 1062 nucleotides. NCBI's taxonomy places the organism in Eukaryota, Bacillariophyta, Bacillariophyceae, Naviculales, Naviculaceae. The record is from the annotation of a GenBank genome assembly.
GGCUAUGGUUUGCAUUGCAAUGCAGUCCGCCCCAUCCAUCACAUAUUCGCACUUCGUACACGAGGAAGCCACAAAACGAUUCUUGCAGUCAGAAGCAAGCUACUACCAGUACGAGCUGUAGACGACACAAGAAUCUGAUUCUCUAGUUUCAUUUAUUUUGCAACCAAAAAGACCCGAUGAAUCCUACCGCCGCGAGAGUGCUGACUUUGAACAACAGGGCUGUUGCCAUGCUCCGACACGGCAGCGAAAAACUAUGCCUGAGAAUGUUGAAGGAGGCGAUGGAAACCCUGUAUCAGCAAGCCAGAGAAGACGAAGACUCCUCGAUGGUGUGUGUGGAAUCCACUCCUUCUGCCCCGCCCUCCUCGCCCAUCGGUAAAGCUACGGAUCGAGGGCAAAUGCAGCUCCGAUCCUUAGAUGAAAGCGAAUGGGGAGUGGAGGAGGACGAGGAAGAAGAUUACUCUGCUCUCGUUCAUAGCGCAGCCAUCAAAUUGAAUGCCGACGGCCGCGGCAAUGUCGACGAUGACUAUCGUCUUGUUUACAGCCGUGCCUUGGUCUUAGCGGACAGCGCUGCCAAACAUCCUGAUGUUAUCCUGAGCUGCGUCCUGUACAAUCUUGGUUUGGUAAGCCACCUGAGAGGUAUUUGUACACAAAUCGAGGCUCGCUUUCGCACUGCCCUUCGGCUCUAUGAAAUGGCCUUCGAGAUCAUUCAACUGCAUGAUGACCAGGGAAUCUUCGAUGACAUACUUAUCUUGGCUUUGGUCAAUAACAUGGUGUACAGCCAGCAGAGGUUAGGAAACCCGGACGAGGCAAGAAAGCAGAACGAAUUCCUGCGAGCUUUGGUCGGAAUUGGAGCGCCCGCUUCUUCGCAUACUGGUGCUUGUCCUGACUAUUGCCUGCAAGUGGACGAGAGUGACUACUUCUUCUUCUACCUCAAUGCAUUGGAAGAACGAGUGUCAGCGCCAGCAGCCUAAAAGGCAAAACAUCACGUUAGUCCCUCCGUCACUCCUUACAGUACAUGAUAACGCAAACAUAAAACAAUUAGAUACAUGCAUUGAAACUUUA